This is a messenger RNA of Rhinichthys klamathensis goyatoka, 1409 nucleotides long. RefSeq names its product serine/threonine kinase 24a (STE20 homolog, yeast) (gene stk24a). Gene Ontology annotation, biological process: protein phosphorylation. Gene Ontology annotation, molecular function: protein kinase activity; ATP binding. Lineage: Eukaryota; Metazoa; Chordata; Actinopteri; Cypriniformes; Leuciscidae. The transcript has 11 exons. The record is from RefSeq and is a predicted model, not a curated record. The coding region runs from base 47 to 1273 and encodes 408 amino acids.
AACACAUGAGUGUGAACGGCAUAUUCAGGAAGCAGCAGCCACAGUCAUGGAAGCUAAUGGACUAAAGAAUUUGAAUGUUGACCCGGAGAAGCUGUUCACCAAGCUUGAGCGGAUCGGGAAGGGGUCCUUUGGAGAAGUCUUCAAAGGCAUUGACAAUCGCACGCAACAGCUAGUUGCUAUCAAGAUCAUCGACCUGGAGGAGGCUGAGGAUGAAGUGGAGGACAUACAACAGGAGAUUACAGUUCUCAGCCAGUGUGACAGCCCCUUCAUCACUAAAUACUAUGGCUCUUAUCUGAAGGACUCAAAACUAUGGAUCAUCAUGGAAUAUUUAGGAGGGGGCUCAGCUCUGGAUUUGCUGGGACCAGGAGCUCUUGAUGAGUAUCAUAUUGCCACCAUCCUCCGAGAGAUCCUUAAGGGUCUGGAUUACCUACAUUCAGAGAAGAAAAUUCACCGAGAUAUUAAAGCUGCCAAUGUCCUGUUGUCAGAGCAGGGUGAUGUGAAGCUAGCUGAUUUCGGUGUGGCUGGGCAGCUCACAGACACACAGAUCAAGAGGAACACGUUUGUGGGCACUCCAUUCUGGAUGGCACCAGAGGUCAUUAAACAGUCAGAGUACGACUCAAAGGCAGAUAUCUGGUCAUUGGGCAUAACUGCAAUUGAGCUGGCAAAAGGAGAGCCACCCCACUCUGAUCUUCACCCCAUGAAGGUGUUGUUUCUCAUCCCUAAGGAAAAUUCACCCACACUGGAAGGAAACUGCAAUAAAGCUCUCAAAGAGUUUGUAGAUGUCUGUCUCAAUAAAGACCCCAACUUUAGGCCAACAGCUAAAGAGCUUUUGAAACACAAACUUAUCCUUCGAUAUUCCAAGAAGCCAUCAUACCUGACAGAACUCAUAGACAAGUACAAGAAAUGGAAAGUAAAACAGACCCAUGAUGAGUCCAGCUCAGAUUCAGACUCAGAUGAUGGUGAAGCAUCUGGAGAGUCUGUGAAUGAUGACUGGAUCUUCAACACUAUCAUAGACAAAGAGCCCAAACGGGAACAGAACGGAGUCAAAAAUAAGGUUCCAGACAGUCCAAAAAGGUCUCCGUCCCAGUGUAUGUCCUCUAUUAUGUCCCCAUUGUUUGCAGAGCUGAAGCAGAAGCGAGGUGUGUAUAAGCCGGCGGUGUUGGAGGAGCUGAAGCAGGCCAUGCUCCUGGCGGAAGAGAAGUGUCCCGGGAUCACCGACUCUAUGGUGACGGAGGUGGUUCAGAGGUUAAAGAGGUUUUCCUCUCAUCACUGACUCUGCAUGAAGACUCUUUCUCUGUGGGUGUGACUUUUGACUCACAGUGCACUUCAACACACAUGGACACUGAAUGGUGUGUGUUCUUUUAGGAUGAUGUUGUAGCAUAGUGUGUUUAUGACGUGUUUUCCCAGAC